This is a messenger RNA of Sesamum indicum (sesame), 2876 nucleotides long. Its product is annotated as Leucine-rich repeat protein kinase family protein. Gene Ontology annotation, molecular function: protein binding; protein kinase activity; ATP binding. The record is from RefSeq and is a predicted model, not a curated record. Gene Ontology annotation, biological process: protein phosphorylation. NCBI's taxonomy places the organism in Eukaryota, Viridiplantae, Streptophyta, Magnoliopsida, Lamiales, Pedaliaceae.
AAACACUAAAACAUAAGAAAAGAUUCCUCUCUCUGCCUUUUCCUUUCCUAAACAAGUAGAACUAAAGUUUCUGUACAACAUUUUAACAGAGUCUUGACAGCAAGAAAUACAAACCAUUCUCUCUGCAUUUCCCCAUACCCUUCAUUUAAACUUCAACACUAUUUCACCCUCAAUUUAAAACAAAAACGACGACCACCAACUUUGUUUACAACUCUUCUUUUUUUUUUUUCUGGUCACCAGAACAAACAUCUCUGUAGUUGGUUACCCUCUUCUCCCUUUGUUCCUCAUGAAAUAGGGGUUUGCAUUAUGCACAUUUGUGGGAUUUCUUUGACAAAAUGAAGUGUUGUAAGAGCAGCAACAGUCUGCAUCUUUGCAGGUCAUUUUCCUUGUUUUUGCUUCUUUUGGCUCCUGCUGUUCUUGGCCUUAACUUAGAUGGAAGUCUUCUUCUUUCCUUCAAAUACUCUCUUCUCAGUGACCCUUUGUCAGUUCUUGAUAACUGGGAUUACAAUGAUGCCACCCCAUGUUCAUGGACUGGUGUAACAUGUGCUCAGAUUUUGGGGGGUACCUUUGGUGGCAUGUCUGAUAUGUUCAGAGUCAUUAGCCUUAGCCUUCCCAAUUCUAAGCUUCUUGGUACUGUACCAGAAGACUUAGGCUUCAUCCCACAUCUGAGGACUCUUGAUCUUUCAGGCAAUUUCUUGAAUGGGACUUUGCCUAAUUCACUAUUCAAUGCCUCAGAACUUGAAGUCCUUUCAUUAGCAAACAAUGUGAUCUCUGGUGGGAUUCCUGAGUUCUUCGCCGGGCCGAAGAGUCUUAGGCUGCUUAACUUGUCUGAUAAUGCCUUAGCAGGAAACAUCCCAAAAACCAUAACUUCUUUGCAGAAUCUAACAGUGGUUUCAUUGAGGAGUAACUAUCUUUCAGGCCCUAUUCCCAGCGGUAUUCAUUCUUUCCAAGUCUUGGACUUGUCCUCCAAUCUGUUGAAUGGAUCAUUGCCUCUUGGAUUUGGUGGUGAGAAUUUGAGGUACUUGAAUCUUUCCUCCAACAAGUUCUCCGGCUCAGUACCUCAAGAAUUCGCGACAAAAAUCCCAGGAAACGCGACCAUCGAUCUUUCGUUCAAUGAUCUCUCCGGAGAAAUCCCAGAAUCAAACAGUUUAUCAAAUCAGAAAACAGAGGCUUAUGCAGGAAACACAGACCUUUGCGGCAAACCGCUCAAGAAGCUCUGCACUAUUCCUUCAACUCUAUCAACCCCACCUAAUGUUACUACAAACACUUCUUCUCCGGCAAUUGCAGCCAUACCUAAGACAAUUGGCUCCACCCCACUGCCUAAUUCUCCUGACACAACCCCAAGUUCGGGUCAGAUUCCACCACAGCACGGCCUAAAACCGGCUGCAAUAGCAGGAAUUGCGGUUGCCCCCUUAGCCGGAAUAGCAGUUCUUGCAGUCUUAUUCCUCUACAUCUACCAAAAGAAGAAGAAGAAAGCAAAUGCUGCAGCUAAAGAAACGUCGACCACAACAAUCAAAGCACACGAAUUCAAGAAAGAUUCAGCGCCAGCAGCUGUAAAAGAGACGAAAAAUCUUCCCACUUGGCCCUGCCUAAAUGUGAUCUCAAACGGAGAAGAAACAUCAGAAGCCACGGGCUCAGACAGCGACGAGAACAGCAACUAUGUUACUGAUCACUCUCAACUGGAGAAUCAGAAUCAGAAGCAUGAACAAGUUAAGAAUGAGAGAUCACUAGUGAUGGUCGACGGUGAAACGGAGCUAGAACUGGAGACGUUGCUCAAGGCUUCCGCUUACGUGCUGGGUUCCAGCGGCGAUAGCAUUGUCUACAAAGCUGUGCUUCAAGAUGGGACUGCAUUUGCUGUAAGGAGAAUCGGAGAGAGCAGCGUCGCGAGAAUGAAGGAGUUCGAGGGCCAAGUUAAAGCCAUUGCCAAACUGCGGCAUCCGAAUUUAGUUAGAGUUAGAGGGUUCUAUUGGGGAGAUGAUGAGAAGCUCGUGAUCUAUGACUACGUCUCAAAUGGAAGCCUGGCGAAUGUUGGUUACAGAAAAAUCGGGUCAUCCCCGUAUCAUUUGCCUCUUGCAACCCGGAUCAAGAUAGCUAAAGGCGUAGCCAGGGGGCUGGCUUACAUCCACGACAAGAAAAAUGUGCAUGGCAACAUCAAACCUAGCAACAUUCUCUUGACACCUGAUAUGGAGCCCAUGGUCUGUGAUUUUGGACUUCACUGGCUCAUACAUGGCAAGCACACCCGCAAAUCCGAUGGCUCAGCCAGGCAUUUCGGCAGCAAGAGAUCCACCGAUGAUUUAUACGAUCAAUCCAUUAACGGAAGCCCCUACAUCGCCCCGGCUGGAUUUGUCGGUUGCACGUCUCCUUAUCAUGCUCCGGAGUCGCUCAAUAACCUCAAGCCUAGUCCCAAGUGGGAUGUCUACUCUUUUGGGAUUUUGUUGCUUGAGCUUCUGACCGGAAAAGUCUUCUCGGACCGGGAGUUGAGCCAGUGGAACGUGGGUUCGGUGGCCGAGGACCCCAACCAGGUCCUGAGGAUGGCCGAUGUGGCGAUAAGGGGUGAUGUGGCGGGACGGGAGGAGGCCAUGCUGGCAUGGUUUAAACUAGGGUUUAGUUGUGCUUCAUUGGUCCCUCAGAAGAGACCUUGCAUGAAAGAUGCAGUUCAUGUGUUGGAAAAAACCCCAUGAUGUUCAAAUUAAUGAUGCAGGGGUGUGUGUUGGAAGCAAAAGUUAAGGUUGUAAUUGGAUGAAGGGAGUGUCCUUUAGUCUUUUUGACUAAUUACAAUAUGUUUGUUUGCGUAAGCAAGUUGUGAAAUCUUGUCUGAUGAUAUCAAGCUGGCGUGAUAAUUGUAACUUAACCGAUUGAUAAAGUUGUUAAUGACA